AUCCGCGAAGGUACAAGAAAGUAGAACGGAUUCUAAUCGUAGUCUGUUCGUUUUACCUGCGCAUGUUGAUGUCGUCGUUUCUAACCUCUUGGCUCUCUCUUGGACCGAAUUGUGACGGAUUUUGAUCAAUUACGGUGAAAAGAUUUGAGGCGUACAGCUCGCUGGAAGCGUCAACUCGCUGAGGAGCAGAAACAAUAAAAGCAUGACGGGUCCAUCGCAUAUGCACAUUUGGAAAAUGUAUUGGACACUUAUCUUCCCUAUUUCGGGUUUCUUAUUGGGACAUAAAAUAGACUUAAUGGAAACUGAAAGGAUGUCGAUGUUCAGGGACAAAUCAGCGCUAUAUGGCAGAGAGUUAAAGCCCGGGGAGCCACCUUCCUGGCCAUACUAAUCCUAUGUUUAUCUUUAUUAUAUGCUGUGAAAUUUUACGAAUUGCAGAAUCAAUUAGUCCUGUGUAAGUUGACAAAUAAACGUUUAAAUUUACUGC
Ooceraea biroi (clonal raider ant) is the source of this 484-nucleotide messenger RNA. RefSeq names its product NADH dehydrogenase (ubiquinone) MNLL subunit. The record is from RefSeq and is a predicted model, not a curated record. Lineage: Eukaryota; Metazoa; Arthropoda; Insecta; Hymenoptera; Formicidae. Gene Ontology annotation, cellular component: mitochondrion.